Molecule: messenger RNA, 3217 nt
Organism: Ictidomys tridecemlineatus (thirteen-lined ground squirrel)
Lineage: Eukaryota; Metazoa; Chordata; Mammalia; Rodentia; Sciuridae
Source: RefSeq, a predicted model, not a curated record
AUGCCUGCUUCCAAAGGGACAAAAGAUUCUACCCAGGACUCCUCCUUAGACCCAGCAGAUGAGCUCCCACCACACCAUAAUUCUCUUUCUAAUGAAGCCUCUGUAGCAACUGUUCCCUUGGCCCCUCCACCUUUGAUGUCCUCCUGCCUGAGGAGCCCAGGAAGGGACAUCCUCACAAACUUGGUGGCUAUGCUUUCCUUCUCCCCUCAUAUAUGCUUCCAUCCAAACUCACCUGCUGCUCCCCUGAUCCUCACCCUUACCUUAGGACCAUCCCCUAUUCCAUCUGCCAGUGCAUUCCCAUUACCCCCUUCCAAGGUGGACCCUACCAUCUGGGAUGUUUCCAGUCCUUCUAUCUCCUCACACCGGGAGGAGUCAUGUAAAGAACAACUUUCCGUGAAGAGACAUUCAGCAUACCAUGCCCCGGCAGGAAGUUCCUUUAAAUUGGAAUGCCCUGUCAAAUACUGUGCUAAGAGACCCAAUAUAACUUGGUGCAAAUUCAAUGGAACACAGUGUUCUCAACUUGGAGAUAGACUUCAGCCACACACAAGUUGGGAAGAAAGGCAGAAUAUUUCAGUAUUUUCUCUACAUUUCGAACCAGUGCUUCCUAGCGACAAUGGCUCAUAUAGCUGUCGUGCGAAUUUUUCGUCUUUUUUCUCUCCAAGUCAUUCAAUAAUCCUUUAUGUGACAGAACAGACCAGAAAUAAUUCAGAACAACCUCAAAUAACACUGACUAACAUUCCAGAUGCACCAACUGCCUCAGGACCACCCUCAAAGGAAGAGGUGGCAGACAAGCUGUGGCUCCUCUACAGUCUGCUUUCUGUGGGAGGAUUGUUUCUCUUCAUCAUUGCCUGUUUCUGCUUGUUCUGCUACCUAAAAAGGCAUCAAGGGAAACAAAAGAAGUCUUCUGAUAUAGAAGGAAGGGAAAUUAACCUGGUGGAUGUCUCUCAGCCCUUGAGGAGUGAUCAAGCUGAAGUGAGCAUCAGACAAAAUUCCCAAACUUUGCCAUCCCAAACUGAAAUUUAUGAUAAUGACUCCUUGUUCAGGAUAAGAGAAGGCUCUGAAGUUUAUUCUAACCCAUCCCUGGACGAAAACAAACAGGGAAUCGUUUAUGCUUCUCUGAAUCAUUCUAUCAUUGGUAUGAACCUAAGACAAGCAAGACCAGUGCAAGAAGCACCAACAGAAUAUGCUUCAGUAUGUGUGCGGAGUCAAAGCCGGUCCUGAUACCAACCAGCCAAAUGAUGGGCCUGUCAUCUCCUCUGGCCCUAACAGUUUGCCAAAUAUUCAUCAACUUGGGAAUUUUCACUUCAAGGUGGUUUAUGGUGGUGCUUGUGUCUUAAGGGUCCAUAGAACAUAUGAUCAGAAUUCCUCCUGAUAACUUCUUUGGGAGAAUUUUAUAUUAUAGCCUUGAACAACAAAAUCUUCUCUCCAAAACUGUUUCAUAUUGUCAAUAGCACAAUAGUAGAACAUUUAAACUCAGCUAUAUUUUACCCAAUAUAUAAACUCAAUAUUUCCUUUGAGGCUAUCAGAGAGACUUGUGGAGAAGAGAGGUUUGUAUUAUCUGGAUCAAUUCACUACACACUCUUGAAAAGGAAAGAAUGUGCUAUUUUGAGUAACUAUAAAUAUAGUCAUUGUGUGUUACCAGUCAAUAUUCUGUAAUUAGAAAUUUUUAUUUGUCAAUCUAAAGCUAUUGUUUCUUACAUAUAAAGGAGAAAUAAAAUUUUAGACUUGACAUAAACAAAGAAUGGAAAGAAUAGGUGCAAUACAGGUAUAUAAUAUCCCAACUGGAUGUGGGGUAGAUAUUCCCUACGCCUGGCAAGCAAACGCUUAAAUCUACCCUGUUGGAUUGUGAAGCAAAUAUAUAGGUAUUUAUGGAGCAACCAAUGUAUAGUAUUUUAUGAGCAAGACAGUGACUUGGUGUUUGGGUCAUGUGGUAUCAGGUAUGUGAAUGUGACAUAAUGCUGCUGAUUUAAUAUACUCGUGGGCAUCUGAAUAGACCUAAAAAGCAAUGACAACAGGUAUUAUCAGGCAAGUGACAACUGAACUUUUAACUCUCUCAUUCUUGACCUGACAAUAAUAAAAGGGACAAGUAAUGGAAUGGAACGUUAGAAUAACAAGUUGGUCUGUAGGGGUCGACAUACUUUCAUUAACAUCUGUAACUUGGCUGUUUUUAGGAAGGAAACAGUGCAAAUCAUAUGCUUUGAAGCAUUACAGUUUGACAACCAUUUGUUAAAAAUACUGAGAUUGCAACCAAUUAGGAGGAUUUCAGAUUUCAGAUUUUUAGAAUUUCUGGAAUACUUGAGUCUAAUUAUUUAAGCAGUAGCCUGCAACUUGAUUCAACAGUUGAGAUUAGUGUUCUUGGGUGCUGCUACUAAAUAAUGAAGAAGUCCUGGUACAAAGUGGAUGGCAAACAUUAGGAUCCACUUGAACAAACAUGUGAGCUGCUGAACAAAUGAAUGUGGUCUGUGUGUGUGUGCGUGUGCGCAUGUGUGUGUUUUAUUGUAGAGAGAGGCAGGUGACUUACGGAAAUAGUGCAAAAGAAAUUGAUCAAAUUGGCUUUCCAUUUUUAGUUUGCUGAUGAAACACCGAAUACUAGAAUGAGUUAUUAAAUAAAAUAAUCCAUACAAAAUUAUGACAGUGGGAGUGUGAGUAGAGAACACACACAAAGACAAACAUGAGGUUUUAUGAUGAAGCUUUUUUUACACAAUGCUCAUGUUAAUUUUAGUUCUGUGGAUUUGGUUUUUUAGUCAACAUUAUUUAGCCAGUUUGAUAACAUUAUAUAUCUAGAAUUUUAAGCAACCAUUUCUAGGUAGGUUCUUUUCACCAAGCUACAUUUGUGGGCAAUUUAUGUAAAAAAGAAUAGUGACUAGUUGUGAUCUUAAAAAUAGAAACCGGAAGCAUGGGAGGAUGCAUGCAGCUGCCUUCUUAUCAGAUGAACACACAGAGUUGAACGGUUCUUUCAUAAAUUCCUUCCAAUUUAAAAACAAGUAUAUUUCCAUCACUGUAUUUAAAAUAUUCUUAAUACAUCUUACAAUCAAAGAUAAUGUUGGGAGUGACUUCAUCUCUAUCAAUGAUUUAUUCUUAUAUUUGUACCAUGCUUGUCAAAAUCACAAUUCAUUUAUGCUUCUAUUCAUUCUUAGUAAAAAAUAUCAGAGAGAUAUAUGUAAUAAAUCUAUUUUAGUAUUGUUCCAUGAUUAUUUCAUUAAUUUAUACAUAGUAU